Molecule: messenger RNA, 1465 nt
Organism: Bolinopsis microptera
Lineage: Eukaryota; Metazoa; Ctenophora; Tentaculata; Lobata; Bolinopsidae
Product: dnaJ homolog shv-like
Exons: 3
Coding region: 2-1045 (347 amino acids)
Biological process (GO): protein folding; protein maturation
Cellular component (GO): endoplasmic reticulum
Molecular function (GO): misfolded protein binding
Source: RefSeq, a predicted model, not a curated record
AAUGGCUUGGCGGCAGCUCUUUUUUCUAUUUACACUUCUUCUCCUAGCACUGGCUGGAAGGGACUUUUAUAAAAUACUUGGUGUGAGCAAGUCAGCUUCUAAGAAAGAAAUCAAGAAGGCAUAUCGAAAGCUUGCAAUGAAAUAUCACCCAGAUAAAAAUCCUGGUGAUGACACAGCUUCAGACAAAUUCAAAGAAAUUGGUGAAGUAUAUGAAAUUCUUGCCGAUGAUGAUAAACGGAAAACCUAUGAUAGGCAUGGUGAGGAUGGUAUCAAGAAUAUGCAGCAGGGUGGGGGACAUGAUCCAUUUGCUAAUUUCUUUGGACAUUUCGGUUUUGGACAGCAGCAAGAAGAACAACAAGAACAUAAAGGAUCUGAUGUCGUUGUUGACCUGUUUGUCUCACUUGAAGAACUCUACUUGGGAAAUUUUGUAACAGUUAAAAGAGACAGACCCACAUAUGAAGAGACCUCCGGAACUAGGCAAUGCAACUGCAGAAUGGAAAUGAAAACUCAUAUGACGGGCCCUGGCUCAUUUCAGAUGACCCAACACAGAGUUUGCGACCAAUGUGCUAACUUAGUGUUGGUAACUGUAACAGAGGAGUUGGAUUUGGAGAUUGAGCCGGGCAUGCUUGAUGGCAUGACUCAGAGAUUCUCUGGUAAGGGAGAGCCCCACAUGGAAGGAGACUCAGGAGACCUUUUCUUCAAAGUUAAAACCAUGAGACACCCGAAAUUUGAAAGAAAAGGAGAUGACUUGUACACAAACCUCACUAUUUCUCUUCAAGAAGCUCUUGUUGGAUUUGACAUGACACUUGCUCACUUGGACGGACAUGGAGUUCCUGUAAAGCGAGAGAAGGUAACAUGGCCUGGUGCUCUUAUCAUGAAGAAGGGGGAAGGAAUGCCUAACUUUGAAGACAGGAAUAAGUUAGGAAACUUGUUUAUAACAUUUGAUGUGAAAUUCCCCAGAGGAGAACUAUCAAGUGUAGAUAAAGACUCGAUUAGGAAGAUUUUGAACCAAGCAAGUGCCCAAAAAGCUUAUAAUGGGCUGUAAUAUUAAUUGUUGGAAGGGGUAAUUAUUUAGAGUUUAGAUGCUAAGUUCAGUGCUUACCAAACUUAAAGGCUCGUCAGAUUUGUAUGUAUAAAGUAUGAUUUUGAUAAACUUUUGCUUUAUUGGUUUAAUUUUAUAUUGUAAUUUUCAGAGGCUGUGCCUGUGGGUUAAUAGUAUACACUAUACAACUAUAUUUAGUUAAAGUAGUAUAGUAACACCUUCUAUAUUAACUAUCAUAUUUGGUUUAUCCGUCUCCUGUGCUAGUUGAAUCAUUAUCUAUUAUUCAUUAUACUAUUCUCACAUUCACUAUGUUCCUAGAGAGUUCGCCAUCACUCUCACCCACAUGGAAAUAACCGCUGUUAUCAUAUUGUUUGUGACCGAUGUAUCCAUUUUGCUAAGUUUGAAGCCAUAAUUUGACCUCAA